Messenger RNA from Bursaphelenchus okinawaensis, 2238 nucleotides. Lineage: Eukaryota; Metazoa; Nematoda; Chromadorea; Rhabditida; Aphelenchoididae. The record is from the annotation of a GenBank genome assembly.
AUGAAUAUGAAGUUAGAAGACGAGUUAGAAAACAGUGGGUUCUCAAUCGGAUGGGUACUGAGAAAACUGAAUGGUUACUGUGAUGAUUAUCUACUACGAAAAGGCAGCAAACAAGUUGUGAAUGUAAGUGUUAACUCUAAAAAUUUGUUUAUAGAGGGGGCGCUGGAACAACUUUUAACUUAAAAUAAUGUUAAAACACUGUUAAAACAUUAUUUUAAGGCUUCUUUUAUUGUAAAAAUUCUUUUUGUAGUAGAAAUUAAAUGGAUUUAUCUUUUGCAACAUUUAUUUUCAGAUAGAAGCCAGAGAUGUUGCUGACGGCAAAGGAUAUUUAUCGAGUGUUUUCAUUACAACGGUAACUUUUGAUGACAAAAGCAAAUUUACAUUUGCUAUUAAAGUGCCUACAUUUGAGCGGGUGUUCAAGAUUAUUGAGGAUAUGGAAGGAACGACAGAGGUAAGAGAUUUUAUGAUUUAUAAUGUUCAUGUAGAUCGACAUUUAUAAGUUAUAUUACUAGUCUAUAUUUAUAGUAUACUGUGCUGUAUACCUUAGCUACACGUACAUAUAACCUAGAAUUCAACACAAUUUUAAUAUAGGAUUAAAACUUAUCUUUAGGAUUCAAAAGAAGGCCUUAAAGACAAAGUAAAAGCUGCCCAUAACAUUGAAUGCGAUGCCAUUGCCUUCGUAUCUAGUUGUAAAGAUUUUCCAUCGCCCAAAGUUUACUAUGUAGAAAAGUCGGGUCAAGAUAUGGAAUGUGGACUGCAAGACAAGGUAUCACCAGGUGUUAUCAUUAUGAGUGCUCUUGAUGGCAUUUCUUUGGGAGGUUAUGUUACAGUAACCAAAGAACAGUGCUUAAAUUUUGCUAGAGACUUUGCUACUUUGCACGACUUUGUUGCCACAGUACCGUACAAUGUGUGGGGAGGGAAGUUUGACAACAGAAUCCACUGGGAUCCGUUAAUGUUUGAGAAUGCGAAGGCUUGUUUGAAUAUCUUUGUGGAGGAGUAUCCAGGUAGGUUAAUAUUAUUGGUUUUAGAAAGACUAAAAUUUGAUUUUUUAUUAUAUAAUGGUCGAAAAGUCUGGAGUAUUUCUAAAAAUUUUUAUUUUUUGAUUAAAACAGGAAAACGAAAAAGCUGUUUUGUGCUAAAAAUAUUGUUGUAGAUGUAGCCAACAUCUGUGCCAAGCUAAAAACAGUCAAUUGGCCCAAGUACGUUGACUAUGCUUUACAUGAACGACCAGCUGAAUUACAUGCUAAAACGUAUGUUCACGGUGAUGUGUGGGCCAAUAACAUAAUGUACAAGAAGAAUUCGGAUGGAAGUGUGGGUGAUGAAGUUUUAGCUUACAUAGAUUAUCAAUGCGGGUUUGAGGGUGAGUUUUGAGGAGGUAUAAGGUUAUAUUAACUGUUUUUCAUGGAGAAUUUUGAGGUUUACUUAAUUAAAUUUGCUUUGGUCAAGGGUCAGCGGGCAAUUUUUGGUUAGGUGAGGUCAAACUUAUUUUGGGAGAUUUGCUUCUCUUCUUUUUCUUCUUCUUUUUCUUUUAUCUUUAGACCUUAUUAAGCCUGGCUGCUAUUUUUGAUAUUAAUUCUUGUUGGUUCUUCUUCAGGUCUAUGACGUUUAAUUUAUACUUUUUUAAAGUCAAAACAACAUUUUUUAAUGUGAUACUUUAGGAAAUCCAAUGUUUGAUUUUGCUCGUUUCUUCUCAAUCAACGCCGAUGCCGAAGUACGACGAGAAGUGUACAAAGCAGCUUUAAAAGUAUAUUACGAGAGGUUAACAGAGCUGUAUGCACAACGAGGAGCUAAAGUUCCUUAUGAUCUUGAAGCGGUGAGAAUUUUUCAAUUAUUUGUAUUAUAUUGUUCAAAUAAUUGUGUGCCCUCUCUUAAAAAAUAUUUUUGUGGUUAAGGGGCACAUAACUAUCUGAACAAAAUAACAUUACUAAUACCAAUAUAUAUAUACACAAUUAUACAUAUAUACUUUUAAAACUUUUUUAGGUAAUAAACUAAAUUUUUUUAAUUUUAUUUUUCAUUUGUAUGUAGGUAGAAGAAAUGUACGAACUUGCUUUCAUGCAACAAUCGACUCAGUCCGCUUCGAUGGUGCUAUCGUUGAACAAAGAACACAAUGGUGACAUGGCAGAUGGUGUAGCUGAAGCUCGAUCUGCCAAGGCUCUCCUAAGAGUACAUUUUAUACUUUUGGAUGCUGAAAAGAUAUGGCAGAAACGGAAUUUUGAUGAUCUGCCUAUUUUUGAUUGA